AUGGAGGCCGUCGUCGCUGUUGUCCGCGUUGUGCGCAAGGUCGGUGAGCGCCGACCGCAUUUGUUGUCCUUUCUGGCUGAAAUCUUCAGCGCAGUGGAACGGGGUAGCGGCUCGUUGUUGUUCGUUCCGCCUGAUACCCACAGGGCGCGGAGCACCAAUAUAUCCCUCCGUCCUCUCGAAAUUCCAGGCGGAACGGGCCAGCGCCUGGCUCUGCGCGGUCCGGCCGGCGUUUCCCGAAAGCAGCGGCGUCUCGGCCCGCCUCACGCGCGUUUGGUCUGGAAAGGAGGCCGCGGCCAGCGACGCUAUAUGCGUCCAUCUCCAGCGAGUCCUAAGCGACACGAUCCAGUCGUCGUGCUGCAUCACGCCGUCCCGUGUCGUGCCUUUGGCAUCCUUGGCGCGAACUGGGGCCCAUCCUGCCCACUCCCCUUCCCUUUCGUCUCUCCUGCCCUCAUCGCGGCCCCGGACGACCGCGGCCUGCUCAAAACUCCACAACACUCUGGGCGAAACAACUUCUUGGGAGUUCUGGGGUCAAAUCUCGCGAAAGGUCACCAUCGGGGCGGUCGACUGGCGCUCAACUCGCUGGGCGUAACGCGCGCCACUGUCUCUACAUCCCGAUGGACUUUGCGGCGAUCUGCUUGCUGUAUCCAGUCCAGCGCAAGGCACGACUUUGGCCCAAGCUUGGUCGCUUCGCCCAGAAGUCGCCUCGGGCCACGUUCUUCAAGUCCGGGGUGUCUCCAGAGACUCAACGCAGCUGUCUUAACACGUCUCCGCGGUCUGCAACAGUCUAUGGAUGACAUCCUCGCUGUGGUGCGCGAGAUCGGUAGCGACAGUCUGGCCCCUUUGCUCCUGAGACCUUCAAGGCGAACAGGGAAGCGGGUGGGUCUGCGCACACCGGACGCUGUUGCGCGAAACCCGAGGACGGCGGGCCGAGUCCUUGUUCAUUCCGCCUGGGAUUCUCAGGAAAGAGAGCACGAAUAUCUCCCUCCGCUUUCUCAGAAUACCAAGCGGAACAGGCCAGCGACUGGCUGCUGCGUGGCCCGGACGGCGUUUUCCGAAGGAAGCCGCGUCCCGGCCUGCCUCGUUUGCGUCGACCCAGUUCAUGUCCUGCAUCGCGAAUUCCUCUGUCGCUGA
Molecule: messenger RNA, 1131 nt
Organism: Mycena indigotica
Lineage: Eukaryota; Fungi; Basidiomycota; Agaricomycetes; Agaricales; Mycenaceae
Exons: 5
Coding region: 1-1131 (376 amino acids)
Source: RefSeq, a predicted model, not a curated record